Molecule: messenger RNA, 2446 nt
Organism: Bufo bufo (common toad)
Lineage: Eukaryota; Metazoa; Chordata; Amphibia; Anura; Bufonidae
Gene: MIER3
Product: MIER family member 3
Exons: 13
Coding region: 132-1688 (518 amino acids)
Biological process (GO): negative regulation of transcription by RNA polymerase II
Cellular component (GO): nucleoplasm
Molecular function (GO): histone deacetylase binding; transcription corepressor activity
Source: RefSeq, a predicted model, not a curated record
AGGUUUCGUUUGACAGUUCGAGCCCAGAUAACUGAAGCAUAUCACAAUGAAAUAUUCAAUCAGAAUGACCAAGCGAAAGUAAAGUCGGCUCCCUGUCAUCUGAGGAUCAUGACUUUGACCCCACGGCUGAAAUGUUGGUUCAUGACUAUGAUGAUGAGCGGACUCUUGAAGAGGAGGAAAUGAAGGAGGACGGCAAAAACUUUAGCUCAGAAAUUGAAGAUUUAGAAAAGGAAGGAAACAUGCCUUUGGAGGACUUGCUUGCAAUUUAUGUGUAUGAGCCUGCAGAUCCACUCAUGGCAGGAUCCAGCGCAGGGAGCUCCCCAAGUGAGCUCGCUGAUGAGCUGCCGGACAUGACGUUAGAUAAGGAGGAAAUUGCAAAGGACCUUUUGUCCGGUGAUGAUGAAGAAACGCAAUCAUCUGCUGAUGACUUGACACCAUCUGUGACGUCACAUGAAGCAACAGACUUUUUUCCACGCCCCUUAAGAUCAAACACUGCAUGUGAUGGCGACAAGGAGUCAGAAAGUGAAGAUUUUGAAACAGACAUUGGAAACUCUCCAGAGGACUUAAGGAAGGAAAUAAUGGUUGGCCCAUAUCAUCAAGCCGAUAUCCCACCUUUUCAGGGACACUACAUGGCAGAUUUAUCAGCAUACGAAUAUGAAGAUCAGUUGAUUUGGAGUCCAGGUGUCCUUCCAGAAAGCAAAGUGGAAGAAUAUCUUUUGGAAACCAGAAUUGACAACAAGAGGGCGAUGGGCAGGGUCUCCGAUGGAAUGAUCAUUAAGGAUGAUGAACAGGCCUUGCAUGAGCUCUUCAAAUGUCGGUAUAAUAUCCGAGAGGCAGUGGAACGAUUCUGCAGUAGGAGAAUGUUACACGAUGAUAUCCGGCCUUGGUCUGAGGAUGAAUGUAGGAACUUUGAACAUGCACUUGUAAUACAUGGGAAGGAUUUUCAUCUAAUACAGAAAAACAAGGUGAGAACCCGGACGGUAGCAGAAUGCGUUGCCUUCUAUUACAUCUGGAAAAAAUCGGAGCGGUAUGAAUCCUUUGCCCAGCAAACAAGGUUUGGAAAGAAGAGAUAUCACCAUCACCCUGGAGUAACGGAUUACAUGGACCGGUUACUAGAUGAAGCGGAAGACCUGGGAGGACAAGAAAAUCCAUCAGCCUUAACCUGCCAAAACCGAUCCGAUUCCCUCCCUGACUCACAGCUCAGCCUGCUUAGCUCCAUCACGGCGAACGACCUGACAGCGCUGUCUCACAGUGUAGCAUGCAAUAAUUCGGACGUGAACUGUUUGAACGAUGGCUUCCCCGCAUUGGACACGUUAUCCCGGGGCCCGGUAAAUCAUGUGCCUGUCGGAACAGAAGACUUGCUGUUGUUGCCCACCAACGGGGAGAGCGAUUGUUUUAACUUAUUUGAGACUGGAUUUUAUCCUUCCGAGCUCAACACCGUUGGUUUGUGCAACGAGGAGGCGGAGAGGCCGGCCAAGAGGAUAAAAAUGGGGAUCUCGGUCCCAGACUCCUUCAUCAGUGACGUCUCUGUAAAUAACCUGGGUGUGGACUUUGAGAACCAUACACACCAUAUCACCAGUGCCAAAAUGGCCGUGUCUGUGGCGGACUUCAGCAGUUUAUCUGCCAGCGAGACAAACCGUUUUAUAAGUUCACACACACUACACCACACAGCCCUACAGUCGGAGUAGUUCCUCCUGGGAGGCAGUUGCCGAAAUCUGAUCAUAAACUUCGGGUUUGCCUAGUCUUUCACUGGAAGUUUGAACUGUUUUUUUUCUAUGACAUCAGUGAUGUCUUUGUAUGUACAGAACUAUAUCUUGAUUUUGUCAAGAAUUACCUUCAUUUUGGUCCAUUAAUGUGGAAACGGACAACGGGAACUCAGUUUGUGUUCUGGGGAAGCAGCUUUAGGCUUAACUUUUUUUUUUUUUUGUUAAGUUUUGUUAAAAAAAAAAAAUCUGCAGGUAACUGGGUCUCCAUAACCAGCACAGUUGCGCGUCCGGCAGAGGGCGCGGGGGGGAAACCAAUGUUUACAGGUACAAGGCCGAUCCCUGCUUCAUGUAGCAUUUUUUUUUAUUAUUAUUUCUGAAGCGGGAUUGGCACAGUCUACUCUGAACUGCACAAAGCGCCCGGCACGAUGGUUCCCUCGCCAUGUCGUGGGCGGUGCACACCGUUACACCACAGUCUGCACCCGCCCCACGCAUAUGCCUUGUUUCAAGGGAUCAUGUUUUUGGAUAUCUACUGCUGGCGUGGAUCUGUGUUCUUUUGUAGGAUUUUUUUUAUUUUAUUUUUUUCCCCCUCCCUUUUUUGUGGUGUGUUUUUUUUUUUUUUUUAAUUGGGGAUUAACACUUGUCUACGACUUUUGAAGAUUGUAAAAUAAAUUACACAAUCUGUGUAUCUCCGUUUCCUGAGGAAGAGGAUCUAGUCCGAGCUCGGCUUGUAAUUCCCGAAC